GCCUGUUGCAGCCCCUCACAAGCCUGAACGGCUCAGGAAGUGCUUUCCCCACAGGAUGCUGGGGAACAGAAGGUGUUUCUCCUCGAUUCCUGCAGGGAAUACGUGUGCGCGGUACACAUACCGUCCAAACGGGGGCGGCUCACAACCCGUCCGGAUGUCCCAACCAGAGUUAAAGUGGGCUUGCCGAGGCAGCUCUGGGGAGUUGCUCCGGGCGGCGAUGGAUUCAGCCAGGUUAUAACGCUCUGGAACGGCUUUUUCCCAUUGAGAACACUCAGGGAGGAAGACAAGAUCCGAUGGAGCAUUGCGUCUGGAGAGGCGUGGAGGCGGGAGGAGCGGAGACACCCAGUACACGGAGCCCUCCACAUCCCAAAGGAAGAAGUUGCAUUCCUUUUUUCCUUUGUUUCUCUUUUGGGAAAUCCUGGGCUCCAGGAACCGGGAGGCGAAGGCCCAGGUCUGAGGCACGUGUCCUCAGGCCACAGAGCAGAGGAGGCCCAGGCAGCGCCAGGAGUCAAGGUCCGUGGUCCCCACCUGUCACCCCUGCCCAGACUCCCGUCGGCGGCCCGACCCCAGUCAUCAGGGCCCUGGUCGAGAUGAGCGAGCUGCGCCAGCCUGAGGCUGACCUUCAGGCCCCAGUCCAGGCCCAGGGCCCCGUGGAGGCGCAGGUGUUCGGGGCUGCGGGCGAGGAGGCCGCCUCCCCCUCGUCCUCCUCCUCCCCCGUCGCCCCCUCCUUCUCCGCCUAUGCCGAGUCCUUGCCCCAGGAGGCACUUACUGUGCUGAUGGCUGACCUGGUGGCGUUCCUGCUCCUCAAGUAUCGCACCAAGGAGCCGAUCUGCAAGGCGGAGAUGCUGAAUAUGGUCCUCGGCGACCAUCGGGACCACUUCCCCGUGGUCUUCAGCCAAGCUUGCGAGUGCAUGCAGCUGGUGUUUGGCGUGGACGUGAAGGAGGUGGACCCCCGCGAGUGCACCUACGUCCUGGUCCCCACCCUGGGCCUCACCUGUGAUGCAGUGCUGAGCGAUGGGCAGAGCAUGCCCAAGGCCGGCCUCCUGGUGCUGAUUCUGGGCCAGAUCGCCCUGUACGGUGACCGCACCCCUGAGGAGGAUGUCUGGGAAUUGCUCAGCAUCAUGGAGGUGUAUGUAGGGGAGCAGCACUGCAUCUAUGGAGAGCCCAGGGAGCUCCUCACCGAAGUGUGGGUGCAGGAGGGCUACCUGGAGUACCGGCAGGUGCCCCAAAGCGACCCCGCCCGCUACGAGUUCCUGUGGGGUCCCCGGGCCUACGCGGAGACCAGCAAGUGGCAGGUCCUGGAGCAUCUGCUCAGGGUCAAUGGAUGGGAUCUCAGGUCCUUCCUAUCCCUGUGUGCAGAGGGUGUGAGCGAUGAGGAAGAGGGGGCCUGAGCCAGAGCAGCAGCCAGGCUCCUUCCAGGCCCAAGUUCACUGGUAGGAAGUGAGGU
This is a messenger RNA of Balaenoptera acutorostrata (minke whale), 1447 nucleotides long. RefSeq names its product melanoma-associated antigen 10-like. The coding region runs from base 294 to 1391 and encodes 365 amino acids. Gene Ontology annotation, cellular component: nucleus. Gene Ontology annotation, biological process: negative regulation of transcription by RNA polymerase II. The record is from RefSeq and is a predicted model, not a curated record. NCBI's taxonomy places the organism in Eukaryota, Metazoa, Chordata, Mammalia, Artiodactyla, Balaenopteridae. The transcript has 3 exons.